Acanthoscelides obtectus is the source of this 186-nucleotide messenger RNA. The record is from the annotation of a GenBank genome assembly. NCBI's taxonomy places the organism in Eukaryota, Metazoa, Arthropoda, Insecta, Coleoptera, Chrysomelidae.
AUGUACAAAGCUUCUUCCACUUCUGGAUGUUCAGCUUUCUUGUGUCUGUCUCUUGCCUGGCCCGCAGUCAGUAAUCGGCCUACGCCGAAUUCACUUGCUAGACUACUGAAAGUUUCAUUGCGAUUUAAGCGGUCUAAAAUAUCACAUUUUUCUUUAAUGGUCAAUGUUUUGUGCUUUCGCUUCUGA